Messenger RNA from Anthonomus grandis grandis, 3063 nucleotides. Its product is annotated as BMP-binding endothelial regulator protein-like. The transcript is spliced from 12 exons. The coding region runs from base 290 to 2296 and encodes 668 amino acids. The record is from RefSeq and is a predicted model, not a curated record. NCBI's taxonomy places the organism in Eukaryota, Metazoa, Arthropoda, Insecta, Coleoptera, Curculionidae. Gene Ontology annotation, molecular function: protein binding.
CUCGUCUCUAGUGCAGACACUCGCCAGCAGUGUCGAAUGCACGACAACCACGAACGUACUACGAACGUGAAUUAACGGGACGUUUCGGAAUCGGCUUUAACGGGCGCGUAUUUUUUUUGGCGCCAGAAUUUUUCAGAUUCAGUCAUUUUUUGUGGCGCUAACAACGCGUUUUUUUUUUAGUUUUUUUUUGUGGAUUUUUGUUUAGUUUUAGUUUAGUUCGUUGUUUUUUUUUGUCCUACUGGGGUUUGGAUUUUUGCUGCGUAAAAUUCGUCAGGAAUUAUUGUUAAAUAUGAAUACUGGAAACAUUCAGUGGACCCUUAUCAUAAGCAUUAUAAGUCUUGGAAUGGCAUAUGGAAGUGGAAUGGCUCCACUUCCAGCAGGAAAAAGGCAACAGUGCGCCAAUGAAGGAGAGCCGGUCACAACAGGGUUUGAUGCUCAGAUUGUCGAUUGUUACCCGUGUAUAUGCAAGAAUGGGUACGUGGAAUGCAAAAACAACUGUCCGAGGAUUGACGAGUGCCAUUUAGUUGUUCAGGAUCGAUGCUGUAAGAUUUGUAAAGGAUGCAUUUACAAAGGCCUCUCAUAUCCAAGCCAUACAGAGUGGACGGACCCAAAUGAACCUUGUAAAAUCUUACGGUGUGAAGCUGGCGUAGUUACCAUUUCAGAUUUGCACUGUUAUACUCCCUGCAAGAACUCAAUACCACCUGAACCUGGAAAAUGUUGUCGUACUUGCCCAGAUUGUCAGAUAAAUGGCCAAGUGGUAGCAGAAGAUAGGGACGUAAUAUCUGAUGACGAUCCAUGCGUUAAAUGUAGAUGUAGCAACAAACGACUUACGUGCAUGAAAAAGGCUUGUCCAGUAUUGCAGUGUUCGAUUGACAAGCAGUUUAAACUACCAGGUGAAUGCUGCCCAAGAUGUAAAGGUACCCGUAGCAUUAUAAUGGUAGAACAUGCCUGUCCUAUUCAAACCUCCUUCUUUUGGGACGGCCAAAGCUGGAAACUGGACAAAUGUACCGAGUGUUCAUGCAUAAAUAGCACCUCGGUUUGCACAAGGGUGUCAUGUCCAAUUUUAGACUGUGCUCCGGAGCUACAAAAAUCCUUUCCUGGACAUUGCUGUCCCAUUUGCACCAAGCCUAGAGUCGAAGAGAUGAUAACUCACUGUGAACUAGACGGGCGAGUUUAUGAGGAUGGUAAUGUUUAUCAACUGGAUGUAUGCAGUUCUUGUAAGUGCCACAACGGAAAGUUUAGCUGUGCCAGAACGAAAUGUAACACUUGUGCUCCCAAUAUGAAAAUGCUGAGAAUACCCGGGGAAUGUUGUGCAAAAUGUGUGGAAAAUGAUGGAGCUUGUAUGGCGUUUGGGGAUCCUCACUACAAAACUUUUGAUGGUAUGAUUUACACAUUUAAAGGGAUUGGAAAGUAUCAGCUAAUUGAAGACGUCUACAACAAAAGUUUUUCCAUAAAAGUGGCUAAUUAUGAAUACGUAGCUCAUAAUUCUAAGGCCUCUACAAUAACCAAGAGGGUUGCAGUAAAUUUUGGAAAAAUUCGGCUCAAUUUGCAGCAAAGGCUAAGGGUAAAAUAUAACGGAAAUAAAGCUGCAAUACCUUUGGUGGAACCUGGAUACUUUAAUUUAACCAGAAAAGGAGAUCUUCUUGAAGUACGUCUACAAAAUGAUGUAACUAUAACUUGGAAUGGCAGAAGUUUUUUGGAGGUAACUGUGCCUCCAGUAUUUAAAGGAAAACUACGAGGUUUAUGUGGCAAUUUUAAUGGAGAUGUUCAAGAUGACUUUCAAACGAAAACUGGCAAAAUAGUCGGAGAUAAGGAUCUACUGAGCUUUGGGUCUUCUUGGUGUGUAGGUAAAAAAUCCGAAUGUGCUAAGAAAAUAAAGCCGGAAAAACAAAAAGGAGGAAGAGAUCCAACGGAGUGUAAAUAUCUUUUUAACGAAAGCUUCUCAGAGUGUGAAUCAAAGUUGAGCAACAGUAAAUAUUUUAAAGCAUGCAGGAUGGACAUGCACUCCUGUGCCCAUAAGAAAUGUUACUGCGAGAGUAUUAUGGCUUAUGCCAGGGAGUGUGAGAGGUUGGGGGUCAAGCUGCCCAAUUGGCAAAAGCACAGUAACUGCCUUACCCUUAAAGAGAGAAAGAACAAACGAAUAGAGCAACGACCAAGCCACCACCGAACCAAACCGCAUAAAUCGCUGGAUAUGUUGCGGUACUCGCAUGUAUCAAAACCAUCCUGGAAUCAGCUGUUGAACGUAUCUCAAAUUUCACAAAGAUCACGAAUCCUGAACCCGUUGCCCAUCCAGUAGGUGAUUGAAAUAAAAGGGUCUUUUUUAGACGGCUAGUCAUUUUCAGUAUUUUUCAAAUUUCGCCUGAGUAGAGAAAAAAGAAAGUCGCGCAAAUGUUAACGACAUUGUAAAUACGUUGUUGUAUUUUAUUUUGAAAAGUGGUUAAAAAAUGCCAAAAUAUGGAUGUGAAGAAUAUCUUGUUCAGUUCGUAUUUUGGUUUAUUUGUUUAUAUAAGUGUAUAAACUAGUUUGUUCAGAAAGUAUUAGCGAUUUUUUUCGUUGUUACAUCUUAAUCUUUACAUGACUUUUUGGGCAAUAGUAUAUUUUGUUUAAUUAGGAACUCAUAAUUUUAUUGAUUGACUUGAUAGGGGCUCUAGAACAUUCCAUAAAUUCUUGUGAAAAUAUCUUAUUGUUCAAAUUGCCAGAAAUAAAAUAGAUUUACCCAGUAGGUGAAAAUGUAAUCAUAUUACUCGGGAUGCAGUAUGUCCUAAAUAAUUACCUUAAAUAGCCAAAACAAAUAUAAAAUAAGAAAUCGUCAACUCACGUUUUUAGGAGGUAAGAUUAAAAAAAAAUUUCUUAUUGGAAAAACGGCUACAGUUAACCGAAUCUUCAAUUCUAGUUUGAAUAAUGAAUUUUUAGAAAACUAGUCGAAUUUAAAACGACAUUAGAAAAGUUAUAGCUGUUUUGAAAGAAAGAUUUUAAAUUUUAUAAUCUUGAUUUUUUUAAUUAAGUUUUAUAGCCAAAAUUAAUAAGGUAUAACAAAACCCAAAAAAAAAUAAUUUUUUUAUA